AUGGAUCUUUUCGACCCAAUUUUCUUAUUUAUGCAGGGAUUUAUGCAGGACCCUAAUUGUAGAUUUCAAUUUAUUUCUCCUGAUUCUGUUCAUCUUACACAAUUUAAGAAUAAUCACGAGUUUGAAGUAGUUUUGACAAAAGGAAGUACGCUUAUGAGUGAAGUAAACGGCCUUGACUUGAUUACUUUUGGUACUGGAAAAUUUGUUAAAAAAUUAUGGAGAGGUAGUAAAAAAUUCGGUGUUGAUGGGAAGGUUUUGUUAAAAGUAAAGGUUAAAGUCCCUAAGCGCUUUGAAUCACAAUUACCUACUGAAUUUAUGUUUAGAAGUUGGGACCCAGUUCUUGAUGCCACUUGUUCUAGCACUAGUGAAUAUGUUACUAUCGAUAAAUAG
Messenger RNA from Funneliformis caledonium, 390 nucleotides. Lineage: Eukaryota; Fungi; Glomeromycota; Glomeromycetes; Glomerales; Glomeraceae. The record is from the annotation of a GenBank genome assembly.